Aspergillus versicolor CBS 583.65 is the source of this 5355-nucleotide messenger RNA. It is a transcript of the gene tpcC, whose product is annotated as non-reducing polyketide synthase tpcC. Gene Ontology annotation, biological process: fatty acid biosynthetic process; secondary metabolite biosynthetic process. Gene Ontology annotation, molecular function: fatty acid synthase activity; phosphopantetheine binding. Lineage: Eukaryota; Fungi; Ascomycota; Eurotiomycetes; Eurotiales; Aspergillaceae. The transcript has 5 exons. Bases 1 to 5355 code for a protein of 1784 amino acids. The record is from RefSeq and is a predicted model, not a curated record.
AUGUCCGUUUACACUCCCCAGUCAGGCUCACAAGCGGAAUACUCCAAGAUGAAGCUUCUUUACUUCAGCAACGAAUUUCCCAAAGACGACCUCCAGGGGCUCUUCCGCCACCUGUACAACCACAGUAAAGAUAGACGACACCCGAUACUCGCGAGAUUUAUUGAUGAGGCCACACUUGCUGUCCGAGACGAAGUACGGCAGUUACCGACUUCUGUCAAAUCUCUAGUUCCUGCUUUUGAAACUGUUCUUAAUCUUGCUGAUUACCCUGAGCUCCGCAAAGGGCCUCUAAGUGGGUCUUUGGACGGCGUCCUUCUUUGUGUCCUGGAAAUAGCAACUCUGAUCGGCUACUAUGAGAACACACCUGACCGAUUUGACAUACACAACGUAUCCACAUAUCUAGCAGGCCUGGGCCUUGGGCUUUUGUCAACUGCUGCUGUGUCAUUAUGUUCUACAUUAGCCGAUCUUCCAGUUACGGGUGCCGAGGUAGUACGGGUCUCUUUCCGUCUCGGGACAUUGGUCGACGAGAUCUCUCAGAAUCUAGAGCCUCGCGAUACGUCGGGCUCCCCAGACACUUGGGCUUCGGUUGUCCCCGGUGCCAAGGUCGAAGAAGUGCAGACGGAACUUGACGCUAUUCAUGCCAGAGAGAACACCCCGCAACCUAGCAAGAUUUUUAUCAGCGCAUGGGGCGAGGAUUCUGUCACGAUCAGCGGGCCCCCUUCGCGAAUCAAGCGUGUUUUGCGAUUAUCGGAAUUUUUUAGGCGCCACAAGGUUGUGAGCCUUCCUGUGUACAGUGGCCUUUGCCAUGCCAAGCACCUAUACAACGAACAGCAUGCACGUGCGAUCAUAUCUACGAAAACCAUCGACUCUAUAGAUACAGUAUACUCGCCUACAGUACCAAUCUACCAGACUUCGACUGGUAAACACUUCACAUGUUCAACCGCUAAAGAGCUGUUUGAGAAGCUAGUUUUGGAGCUCCUCACACAGCCCAUUCUGUGGGACAAUGUCAUUCAGGGCGUCGUUGACCAGGCAUAUACAAUAUCGGCAACUAACUGCGAAGUUUUGGUCUUUCGUAUUUCGGUUCCUAUCAAUGACCUACGGACUGCGCUUAGCUCCAAGCUUCAGGGGUUCGAGGCGUCAACGGAGGAGUUGAUUCCCUGGAUUCUUGAGAAGCCUAAUAAUGAAAGCCCACGGGGAACAAAACAGUCUAAGAUUGCAAUCAUCGGCAUGUCAUGCCGAAUGCCUGGCGGUGCAACGGAUACUGAGAAGUUCUGGGAUCUACUCGAGCAAGGCUUGGAUGUCGCCAGGAAGAUACCUGCUGAUAGAUUCGAUGUUGAAACCCACUGGGACCCGAAUGGAAAAAGAAUGAAUACGAGCCACACCCCAUACGGUUGCUUUAUUGACGAACCUGGUUUGUUUGAUGCUCCAUUCUUUAACAUGUCGCCGCGGGAAGCUCAACAGACGGACCCAAUGCAGCGCCUUGCCAUCGUUACUGCAUACGAGGCACUGGAGCGGGCAGGUUACGUGGCUAAUCGAACCCCAGCCACUAAUCUCCACCGAAUUGGAACAUUUUAUGGACAAGCUAGUGAUGACUACCGAGAGGUUAACACAGCUCAAGAAAUCAGUACCUAUUUCAUUCCAGGUGGCUGCCGUGCGUUUGGUCCGGGACGCAUAAACUACUUCUUCAAGUUCUCUGGGCCUAGCUUCAGUUGUGAUACUGCUUGCUCUUCCAGCUUGGCUACUAUUCAGGCUGCUUGUACUUCUCUAUGGAAUGGGGAUACCGACAUGGUCGUAGCCGGUGGUAUGAAUGUUCUCACUAAUUCCGACGCUUUUGCUGGUCUCAGUCAUGGCCACUUCCUCUCCAAGACACCCGGUGCGUGCAAGACAUGGGAUGUGGAUGCCGACGGAUAUUGUCGUGCUGAUGGAAUGGGAUCCAUCGUCAUGAAACGCCUUGAUGAUGCUGAGGCGGACAACGACAACAUUAUCGGGGUUAUUCGUGCUGCUGCCACAAAUCACUCAGCUGAGGCUAUCUCAAUUACCCACCCCCACGCCGGUGCUCAGAGUUAUUUGUACCGGCAGGUUACGAGCUCCGCUGGAAUUAACCCGCUAGAUGUCAGCUUUGUGGAAAUGCACGGCACUGGCACACAGGCCGGUGACUCUGUGGAAAUUACCUCCAUCACCGACGUUUUUGCUCCAAUAACUAAACGACGAAGCGCUCAGCAGCCACUCCAUAUUGGUGCUGUGAAGGCGAAUGUUGGACACGGAGAGGCCGUCGCCGGAGUGACCGCCCUUCUUAAGGUAUUGCUGAUGUAUCAGAAGUGUGCGAUUCCGCCACAUGUGGGUAUAAAGAACAGCCUCAAUCCUUUAUUCCCAAAGGAUCUGGACAAAAGGAAUUUACAUAUCCCCUAUCAAAAGGUUCCAUGGCCGCGCGUGGAAGGCAAGAAACGUUAUGCCGUGGUGAACAACUUUAGUGCAGCUGGGGGUAACACCACGGUUUGCCUCGAGGAGCCUCCACUGAGAGAGACAGACUCGGUUGACCCACGGGUGGCUCAUGUUGUCAAUGUAUCUGCGAAGAGCAAGUUUUCCUUUAAGAAAAACAUUGAGCGGCUAAUCGCCUAUCUGGAAGCCCACCCAGAGAUCUCGCUGGCGGAUCUUUCAUAUACUACCACAGCUCGACGCUACCACCACAACCACCGAGCCUCAGUCCCCGCCACCGAUAUUGCCCAAGUAACGAAAAAACUUUCAACGAUUAUAGAGAGGGUCGACACGCUCAAGCCUAUCCCAACAACUGGGCCACCGCAGGUCACUUUCGCCUUCACAGGUCAGGGUGCAUCAUACAAGUCAAUGGACCUGGAGUUGUUUCACCACUCGCCGUAUUUCAGGUCUCAGAUGCUGUACCUGAACUCACUCGCAGAGGCGCAAGGCUUCCCAUCCUUCAUUCCAGUGGUGGAUGGUAGCUACCCGAAAGACCAUGCCCAUUCUCCGGUUUCCACGCAGCUGGCUUUGGUUUCGACCGAGAUUUCUCUAGCCAAGUAUUGGAUCUCACUUGGUGCCAAACCAACUGCUGUCGUUGGCCACAGCCUUGGAGAAUAUGCGGCCUUCCAUGUGGCAGGUGUGCUUUCUGCCAGUGAUGCACUCUUCCUUGUUGGCCGCAGGGCGCAGCUAUUGGAAGAUAAAUGCCAGGUCGGCAGCCAUAAAAUGCUGGCGGUGCGUGUUCCGUUGGCUGAUAUUGAGAAAUUGUUGGAGGGCAAGAGCUAUGAGAUCGCAUGCGUCAAUGGGCCUAAAGAGACCGUGCUUAGCGGCACCCAGGAAGAGAUUGAAAUUGUUUCCGAUAUCUUGCAGUCGAGUGGCUAUCGAUGCAGCAUCCUGGACGUGGCAUUUGCUUUCCACUCGUCUCAGACAGAAGCCAUCCUCGACGACUUCGAAGAGGCCGCCAAAAACGGAGCACUGUUCCGAGCACCCACUAUGCCCGUUAUAUCUCCACUAUUGGGCAAGGUCAUUUUCGACGAUAAGACCAUCAACGCGAAAUACAUGCGCCGUGCAACUAGGGAGACUGUUAAUUUCCUGUCGGCACUUGAGAUGGCUCAGGACUUCUCGACGGUUGAUGAAGACACUGCCUGGGUGGAAAUUGGGCCUCACCCUGUCUGCUUAGGAUUUGUGAAAGCCACGCUCCCAACUGUCAAUGUGGCAGUAGCCUCCAUGAAGAGAGGAGAGGACAACUGGGUAACAUUGUCACAAUCUCUUUCUGCUUUGCAUUGCGCCGGGGUGCCUAUUGAAUGGAACGAGUACCAGCGCCCCUUCGAGAAAGGCCUACGGCUUUUAGAUCUGCCGACUUAUGCCUGGAAUGACAAGACAUACUGGCUUCAGUACAAUGGGGACUGGGCCCUCACCAAGGGCAACACAUUCUAUGAUGCUGAAAAGGCUCUCAAGGCGCAGCAAACGGGACACGUUUCCCCUGCGAUGCCUUCUGGUCUGAGAACUUCAACUGUCCAGCAGAUCAUCGAAGAGAGCUUUAGCGGAUCUGCGGGUAAAGUUGUAAUGCAGUCGGAUAUGAUGCAGCCUGACUUUUUGGCUGCCGCACAUGGACACAAGAUGAACGGAUGUGGUGUGGUAACUUCGUCCAUCCAUGCGGACAUUGGGUAUACCCUUGGGGGAUACCUCUAUAAGAAUCUAGUUAAGGGGGGCAAGACGCCGGACAUGAACAUGGCAGACCUUGUGGUUUUGCGUGGACUCGUGGCACAGAAGAACACCAAGAAGCCUCAGUAUAUCCGCGUCACCAUUUCGACUGUAGAUAUCCACUCGUGUGUUGCUGAUCUUACUUGGCAAAAUAUCCUCAACGACGGUACCGCAGAUGAGCCGUUUGCAAGCGCUUUUAUCUAUUAUGGGGAUGCUUCCGAGUGGCUCAAGACGUGGAUCCCCAACAAGCAUCUGGUUGAGGGUAGGGUGGAAGCCCUCGAGCGCCUUGCAGAAGAGGGUGUCGCGAAUCGCUUCAAUCACAAUAUGGCGUACCUUCUCUUUGCCAACAACCUGGUGGACUAUGCACAGAAAUACCGUGGAAUGCAAUCCGUUGUUCUGCAUGAGCUCGAGGCCUUUGCCGACAUCAAGCUCUCUACUGAGAAGAGCGGUACCUGGACUGUUCCGCCGUACUUUAUCGACAGUGUUGCGCAUCUUGCCGGGUUUGUGAUGAAUGUAUCGGACGCCAUAGACACAAAGGCCAACUACUGUGUCACACCGGGCUGGAGAUCUUUACGGUUCGCUAAGCCCCUUGUCGCAGGCGCGAAAUACCGAUCCUACGUGAAGAUGAUUCCGACCGAGGAAGACUCUACUGUCUAUCUUGGGGACGUCUAUGUCAUGCAAGACGGAGUCAUUAUUGGCAUGUGCGGUGGUAUCCAGUUCCGUCGGUACCCGCGCAUCCUGCUUAAUCGAUUCUUCACGGCUCCAGAGGAGGCCGGGGCUAUAUCUCACGCAGCUGCUUCAGCUACGCCAGCGUCUAAGGCAAAGCCACAACCCCAGCCUGCUGCUGCUGCGCCGGCUCCCGUGGCUACUCCGGUUCCUACUCCAGCACCAGUCGCAGUCGCAGUCACCGCUCCCGCUCCCGCUCCCGCUCCAGCACCCGCAGCAGAUUGCGACAGCGUGGCAGCCAAGGCCUUGGUGCUCAUCUCCAAGGAAGCGGCACUGGAGCUGUCGGAUCUUACGGAUGAUGCCUCGUUUUCCAAUCUCGGCGUCGACAGCUUGAUGAGUCUGGUGAUUGCAGAGAAAUUCCGAGAGGAGCUGGGGGUGACAGUGACUGGUAGUUUGUUCCUGGAGUACCCCACCAUUGGAGAUUUACGAAGCUGGUUGUUGGAGUACUACAACUAG